This is a messenger RNA of Lodderomyces elongisporus, 2067 nucleotides long. It is a transcript of the gene LYS4, whose product is annotated as homoaconitate hydratase. Gene Ontology annotation, molecular function: 4 iron, 4 sulfur cluster binding; homoaconitate hydratase activity. The record is from RefSeq and is a predicted model, not a curated record. Gene Ontology annotation, biological process: L-lysine biosynthetic process. NCBI's taxonomy places the organism in Eukaryota, Fungi, Ascomycota, Pichiomycetes, Serinales, Debaryomycetaceae. Bases 1 to 2067 code for a protein of 688 amino acids. The transcript has a single exon.
AUGAGAGGAAGACUUUCUAAUGCUGUGCGGUGUUUUUCGUCGCCGGCUCACCUUAGGCAAGGUCAAAAUUUAACAGAAAAAAUUGUGCAAAGAUUUGCCAUUCUUCCUGCUACGGCAGAUGGCUCUCAGCAAAAACUUGUCCAUAGUGGUGAUUAUGUGACUAUUAAGCCACAGCACUGUAUGUCCCAUGACAACUCGUGGCCUGUAGCCACCAAGUUUAUGGGUUUGGGAGCUAAAAAAGUCAAGGACAACCGCCAGAUUGUAAAUACAUUGGACCACGAUGUUCAGAAUAAGUCAGAGGCCAACUUGAAGAAGUACGAGAAUAUUGCAAAAUUCGCCAAGCUGCAAGGUAUUGACUUUUACCCAGCGGGAAGAGGUAUUGGUCACCAGAUCAUGAUUGAAGAAGGUUACGCAUUCCCAGGUAACUUGACCGUUGCUUCUGAUUCGCAUAGUAAUACUUAUGGUGGUGUGGCUAGUUUAGGAACCCCAAUUGUGAGGACUGAUGCUGCAUCGAUAUGGGCUACCGGCCAAACAUGGUGGCAGAUCCCACCUGUUGCCAAAGUGGAGUUGAAAGGUAAAUUGGCCAAGGGUGUUACUGGUAAGGAUAUUAUUGUUGCUUUGUGUGGUGUCUUUAACAACGACGAAGUGUUGAACCACGCUAUCGAAUUUGUGGGAGAUGGUGUUGAACAAUUAUCCAUUGACUACAGAUUAACCAUUGCCAACAUGACUACUGAAUGGGGUGCAUUGAGUGGAUUGUUCCCUGUUGAUGACAAAUUAGUCCAGUGGUAUCAACAGAGAUUGGAGAGAGUUGGUCCUGACCAUCCAAGAAUCAACAAGAAAACCGUUGGCGAGUUGAUGCAAAACCAAAUCAAGAGCGAUGCUGAUGCAAAAUAUGCCAAGCAUUUGGUGAUUGACUUGUCCACAUUGGCACCAUACGUUUCGGGACCAAAUUCUGUCAAGAUCUCAAAUUCAUUGACCAAAUUGAGUCAAGACAAUAUCGCCAUCAAUAAGGCAUACUUGGUGUCAUGUACAAACUCGAGGUUGUCUGAUAUUGAAGCUGCCGCUGGAAUCCUUAAGGGUCAUAAAGUUCACCCAAAUGUUGAAUUUUACGUUGCCGCUGCUUCUUCGCUUGUUCAAAAGGAUGCUGAAGCUUUGGGUGCAUGGCAAACUAUUUUGGAUGCUGGCGCCAAGCCACUCCCAGCUGGGUGUGGUCCAUGUAUCGGAUUGGGUUCAGGAUUAUUGAAAGACGGAGAAGUUGGAAUCAGUGCCACAAACAGAAACUUUAAAGGUAGAAUGGGUUCCAAGGAUGCACUUGCAUACCUUGCUUCUCCCGAAGUUGUGGCUGCAUCUGCAAUCUUGGGUCGUAUUGGUGCACCUGAGGAAGUUGAUGGUGCCCCAGUCAAUGCAAGUCCCGAAAUCGUCAAAUCUAUUGAAAUUGAGGACUCCCUGGCACCGGCCGCCGAUGAUGCUUCCUCGGGCGCUAUCGAUGUUCUCGAAGGGUUCCCCAAGUCUAUUGAAGGUGAACUUAUUCUCUGUAAUGCAGACAAUAUCAACACUGAUGGAAUCUAUCCAGGGAAAUACACUUACCAAGAUGAUAUUUCCAAAGAACAAAUGGCUGAGGUGUGCAUGGAGAAUUACGAUCCUGAGUUCAAGACCAAGACCCGCUCAGAUGACAUUAUCAUUUCUGGAUACAACUUUGGUACCGGUUCUUCUAGAGAACAAGCUGCAACAUGUAUCUUGGCCCGUGGAAUGAAACUUGUUGUAGCAGGAUCAUUUGGAAACAUUUUUAGUAGAAAUGCUAUAAAUAAUGCAUUGUUGACUUUGGAAAUCCCAGACUUGAUUAAUAAAUUGAGAGAGAAAUACCAAGGAAGCAAUGAAUUGACGAUCCGUACUGGAUGGUUCUUAAAGUGGGAUGUGACCACUGCCACGGUUACUGUUGCUGACUCUGAUGCCAACGUAAUCUUGAAGCAAAAAGUCGGUGAGUUGGGAACCAAUUUACAGGAUAUCAUUGUCAAAGGUGGAUUAGAAGGAUGGGUCAAGGCCGAAUUGAAAAAGGAGAAUCAAUAA